Molecule: messenger RNA, 419 nt
Organism: Dendrobium catenatum
Lineage: Eukaryota; Viridiplantae; Streptophyta; Magnoliopsida; Asparagales; Orchidaceae
Exons: 2
Coding region: 151-381 (76 amino acids)
Source: RefSeq, a predicted model, not a curated record
GCCGAGAGCUGUUCGAUUUGCAUACUUCGCUAGGGUUCGGGAGACUGUGGAUUACCAUCAAAGCUAUUUCAUCUACAAAAAUUACUAUCUUGAUUUCCAUAUUUGAUAUCGCAUCUCACGAGCAUCUUGGGACGUUGAUAAGCUGCGCCCAUGGCGCUAACCAAUUUUAUUCUUACGGUAGCGGCUGUAAGCGCCGCUGUCCUCCUCCUACGCAGCGACGUGAAGCAGUCGGCGGCUAUUUUCCGGCGUAACAUGCGCCACAUCAGGAACUGGAUUGAAGAGGAAUCCGCCUCCACCGGCAAGUCAGCUGAAGGAACCAUUCAGAAGGAAUUGGAUUCAAAAGUUCCAAAGAAAGAUCAUCCCAAGGAGGAAAAGAAUUAAGGCUUCAUUUGGGACAGCUUUCUUAGUAUAAAACUUUU